GAAUUAAAUUUGCUUUAUUCCCAAAAUUUGACUUGUUGGAAAUUUAAAAGGAUGCAUGAUUCCUCGGGGCUUCACAUUGCUUUUGGAAUUCUCUCUGCAGAUGACUCCUUAUGCGAAACUGUUCAAAACAGAAGUGAUUUGCACGUGAUAACGAAUGAGGCACUGGAUAUAGUUUGGCGGAUUUUUGUGUUUGGAUUGAUCCCUAUUUUUUCAAUUUUUGGAUUUGUAGGAAACAUCUUUAGUCUUAUAGUACUGUAUCACAAUCGAAUGAGAAACCCGACCAACUUUUGUCUGUCGGCUUUAGCUCUUGCUGAUCUUGGAUUUCUUGCCCAGAGUCUACUUUUCGUUGGGACCAACAUUCAGCGUGAGCUAGACCCAGCCCUCGGUGAAGAAAGAAGUCAGAUGUUGUAUCCAUGGUUUGGAGCUUACGCCAGCUUAGUGGCAGCCAGAAUUUCCUCGUGUCUGAUCCUUCUUUUAACCAUAGAAAGAUUCAUCGCCGUUUGUUUCCCAAUACGUGCUAAACUGAUUUGUAACACACGCUGCACACUAGCGAGCCUGAUUGCAAUUUGUUUGGUGACGUCUAUAGUUUUUCUUCCCUAUGCAUUUAAAUAUAAAAUCAUUCACGAUCACAAGAAUACAACCCAAACCACUCUGACAGGAAUGUAUCUUACGCUUUCAAAACUCGGGAAAAAUAAAGUUUUCUUCGAAGUGUAUGGAAUUAUUUUAAAUAUUGUGUACAGAUUUGUUCCAAUAAUACUAGUAUUAGUUCUAAACACUAGGAUUAUCAUAAUCACACGAAAAACCUGUUCAACUCGUAAACUCAUGGGAACUCUCGACGCGAAAAUUUAUUCUAAUGAACAAACUCGGAUUACCUUGAUGCUGGUGACGAUAUCGCUUUUAUUUGUGCUAUGUACGCUGCCAGGGGCAAUGCAAAGUAUUUUGUCCCAUUAUGCAGACGGGUAUACUAUGACCGGAAAAUAUCGGUAUGCCUUUCAAUGUUUCAGCUAUGUUGCAUAUUUUCUUGAGACCGUUAAUUGUUCAGUUAACUUUUUUAUAUACAUGGUAAUGAGUAAAAAAUUCCACAAGACAUAUAAAGAAAUGUUUUGUUGUCUGCAAAAAGAGAUGCAUUACCAAGUGCCAUGUAAUUCUAAGGAAUCUAUACGUGGUAUACAAAGAAGCGAAAGUAGGCUUCUCCAUAGUAGCAUGAAAGGAUCAACUUGAAAUAUAAAUUUCAAAUGUGCUGGUCAUUUACAAGGAAAUUGCAUUUAGUCUGAUUUCAAAGUUACAAAGAGCCGCAAAUCGUUGAUUCCUGCAUAGUUUAUGCCGUUUGGGAAAAAAUAACACUAAGUUAAUUUUUAUUAUCGUUUGGUAGAAAUUGAUUGUUCAUUUUAUGAGAAUUUUAUUUUUAUGACUGCCUCCCACAUGCUGUAUUAUAAGAAUAUUGAACUCAAGAGCAAUCUCAAUCACUUGCAAUCUGACAAUGGAAAUAACAUUAUAUACAUUGUACA
Saccostrea cuccullata (small rock oyster) is the source of this 1508-nucleotide messenger RNA. Its product is annotated as probable G-protein coupled receptor B0563.6. NCBI's taxonomy places the organism in Eukaryota, Metazoa, Mollusca, Bivalvia, Ostreida, Ostreidae. Gene Ontology annotation, cellular component: membrane. Gene Ontology annotation, molecular function: G protein-coupled peptide receptor activity. The record is from RefSeq and is a predicted model, not a curated record. The transcript has a single exon. Bases 52 to 1221 code for a protein of 389 amino acids. Gene Ontology annotation, biological process: G protein-coupled receptor signaling pathway.